Messenger RNA from Epinephelus fuscoguttatus (brown-marbled grouper), 2819 nucleotides. RefSeq lists its product as uncharacterized. The transcript is spliced from 8 exons. The record is from RefSeq and is a predicted model, not a curated record. Bases 286 to 1764 code for a protein of 492 amino acids. NCBI's taxonomy places the organism in Eukaryota, Metazoa, Chordata, Actinopteri, Perciformes, Serranidae.
GGCAUGGACGUUAUUUUUGAGGAUUGACCACGUGAAUCCUGCACUUUGGGAGCAAAUCGAGGAUCAUCCAUCUGAGUCCUGCACUAUAUUGAGCAAAUUACAUGGUUACUGGUUUCUUCUGUACAGCCAGAGGGAUAUGUGAGGUGUGUUCUUCAUCUUUCAGUUCCUGUUGUCUUCUGUACAGCCAGAGAGUGCAGUGAAGUGUGUCCUCCAUCUUUACUUAAAUUGGCUGGGCUGACUUAUUAUUUUGGUGUUCAUUGCCUUACACACAGUCAGAAAAGAUCAAUGUCUGCUUUAGGGGAAGAAAUCAGGGGCAUCAUCCUGAGAGCAUUGCCCAACCUCUCUGAAGAGACUCAACUGCAACUAUAUUCUAAGCUUCAAUGCUGUGGCUUAAAAUCAAAGGAAGACUUGAAAUAUGUUAAACAGGAAGACAUUGCUGACCUCUUGCCUGUUAUUCAGCUCCGGAAGCUUAUGGAUGCAUUUAAAUCAGAGACAGAGAUAAUAGCUUUAGAUCUCACAGUGAUCCAGAGCUCCACACCAAUCUCCAGUCCAUCAGUACUAGAAACCACUUCACCACGAUCCAGUCAGUCACCACCAGAAACCACUUCACCACUAUCCAGCCCAUCAUCCCUGUCAUCCAUGUCAAUGUCUAACCUGUCAGACAUGAGCAGCCCAACAAGCACAAGGUCUCCAUCCCAGAUAUCCAAAACGUGGCCAGAAACAUUCCAAGUGCCAUGGGAUCAGAUGCCAAAGGAAAUCCGUUCAGCCAUUGCCAAUGGGAAAAGACCAACCCCUGCAGAGCGGCGGCAGAUGGUGAGAGUGCUGGUAGAUGCAAUGAGAAAAUAUGAAGCUAACCCAACGCGAUCCCAGUGUCUCACAGUUUGUCAAAAUAUUGUGAGGCAGUAUCCCCAGAGUUUUGCCGAUGUUUUUGCAAAUGGCUCACUUAUGGCAGGUGGUUAUACUUCGCUCCUUAUUCAAGUGAAAACUUGUAUUGAGAACUUAAACCAUGACAGCAGCUUUGCACGCCACCGAGCCCCAAGGUGCUCUGGAUCCAGCUCUGGGCGCAAGAGGGGGCCCACUGACACAUACAGAUGCACUAGAUUUCAGCCAGAUCUCCUACCAGGUGAGACUGAUGAUAGCGUGGAACAAAAACGCCAAAGAUUGGAGGAGAUCUAUAGACAGGAAGGUGCAGGUGGAGUUGAAAGAGUGGAGGUCUGUAGUCUCAUGGAGACCACAUUCUGUCUCCUGCAUCGCCAUAUAAACGCAACUCCAACUCCUUCCAUUGAAGAUAUAAGAAGCAAAUGGCUUUACCUCUUCAAUCAGAGGUGUAUCUAUGCUCAUUUUGAGCUUCUCACAGACCUUAAUGUGCUACGUCUCCUGGAGCUUGCCAUGGAUGAAUGUGGCAGAGCGAUCAUCGAAUACUUCCGGAGCAAAUCUACCAACAAAGAAGUCCAGACUGUCCUCUCCCAAGGUGAGAACGAUGAGGUGGCACUCUAUGUUGUCCAGCUGCUGAUGGCCCACUUCACAGAGACCACAAAUGGGCUCAUUGUUUUUGCAGAUUUGUCCGCCACAGUGGCUGACGUUGAGAAGACCCUCACCCUACCCCCGACUCCUCGUCUCAUACUGCUCAGUGGAACAGAGCGUGUGACUGCUGGACGCUGGAUGAUCAGCCUUGAGGGUCGUGUCCUGUUUGAGGGCAUCCAGCCAACAUUUGUGACAGGGCUUGCUGCUUUGUUUUCAGUGUACUACAUCUUUAACCUAUAAUACCAAGAGGAGGCUGCGUGUACACUUGAAUUCAUUCAAAGGCGCUUCACUGGGAUCAACCCAGAGAGAGGAACCAAGGCCAUUCAGGGCAAGAUCGUCUCCAAGAGGACAGGGAGAGUUGUUCAGAAGAAGUCUGUCACAGUCAAUCCCUGUGUGUCCACUCUUCUGAAGAACCUCAUGGACUUUGAGUGGAAUUUCAUAUAGGUCAGUGAAGGUUCUCUACCCAGACACUAAGUGUGCUAUAUUCCACUUCAAAAACCCAGGUAUUUAUGCCGUAGAACACGGCAAAAAAGUACUCAUUAUCUUCACAAGAAGGGAUCCUGUUCACUUGUCCCAGGACAGUAGUGCUAUUCUAUAUGUUCAUUUUUGUCUUUUAAGGUUAUUGUGAAUAAAACAGUCAGCAGAACCUUGGAUGAACCUUGAUCUAUUCUGAGCAGACUCAUAGCCAUCUUUUUAUGUUUUAAGAUACCUGUUUAAGUUCAUUUAAAAAGCACUUUGAAACGCUGAGUUAAACUAAAACCCUGCAAUUUCAUUGCAUGGGAAAACCAAGAAGUGGAAUAAAGAGGUGCAAUAGGGCUGGGCAAUAUCAAUAGAAGUAUUUGUUAAUGAAUAUUGUGAUGUUUGAUUUACUCCAUAUUAUUCUGCCCUAGUUUGAGGGAAUGAUGUAUUUUGCCAAUGUGUUGUAAAAUGAAUCAUACUAUAGUGAUUUCUCUAUUUGGGACACUCUAAUUUUGUGUAAAGGACCACAAGUCUGACUGGCUGGAUUUUGCACUUAAAUGCAUUUAAAUAAUUCCCCCCCAAAAAAAGAUAAAAACUUUUUUCAUAUAUUUCAGUUUGUUUAUGUUUCAGUUCCACCGAGAAAUUAUGCAUUUUGUGUCCAAAAGACCAGUGAUACUCACAGUGGUAAGAUGCAUCAUUCCCCCAAGUUUAUUAAGAAGUGUAUUAGUGUUAUCAUAUUUGAUAAACAUGGACUACCUUGUUCUGUUAGGCAUACUUGAAAUGUCCACUGCAUAGAGGGUCUGUAAAUAUUUCAGUUGGUGAUGCCUUUUGUAAUA